Babjeviella inositovora NRRL Y-12698 is the source of this 1930-nucleotide messenger RNA. RefSeq lists its product as uncharacterized. The transcript has a single exon. NCBI's taxonomy places the organism in Eukaryota, Fungi, Ascomycota, Pichiomycetes, Serinales. The record is from RefSeq and is a predicted model, not a curated record. The coding region runs from base 253 to 1461 and encodes 402 amino acids.
AUAGGUUUUGCCAAUUCUAAUUUGGCUUCGCAAUCACCCCUAAAAUAUCCCAUCAGCCACACCACUCUUGUUCCUCUUUGCUACGUCCAUCAAUCUUGACCACCAGUCUUGAACGCUGAAGCUUGCUCAUAUCUCUGUCUAUACCCCUUUCUUUCUAUAACCUCAUCCCCUUUACACCCCACUCUUUACGCCCACCCUUUACGCCCACCCUUUACACUUGCCCUUUACAUCCCAUCUCCCCUAGCCCUCAUUAUGUCUCUUAAAGAAAAGUUGCGCACAAAGUUUACCCGCACAAAGUCGCUCUUGAAAAUGGGUGAUGACGAGCCGUCACUCCUCAUGCGCAAGCUCUCCACAUCAUCGUCAUCGCUCGAGUCCGAAACGGCCUCCAUGUCGCCAUCCGAGGACUACGACGACGACCUAGAUCCAGACUGUCCACCCCGUUUGCGCAACGGGUCUCUCUCCUUCAUAGCCAUGCCCUCGCCCUUGUCGGCGCAAACCAUUCGCGAGGUGGAGGAGGAGUACGUCAAAAGACACACCCGCGACAGCUCCACUGCCUCUAGCUCCGGCUUGUCGUGCAUCCCAGAAGACGUCAGCGCCUCUGAGAGUAAUUACCACCAGGAGCUCUCCCAAAAGCUUUCCCAGCAGCUCCACAACACAUAUCUCGCCGAAAGCGCCAUGGACCCAAUUGACGAACGCAACACAUCCACUCCUACGAUACAGUCCCGCUCACCCUCGCCCUUGAACCGAUCACACUCGCCCCACGACUCGUCGUUCGAUACCACCUUGACAAUUCAGGGCGAAUCCGAGAGCCAGGACCUUCCCGAAGACCCCCACUAUUUCUCCAACAAGCAGCAGCACGGCCAGGAGGCGUAUGCAAAUCUUUCCAGCGAUGACUUGCUUCCCCCUAUUCCGAUGUGCCCCCCCUCCACGGAAGAGGAGCUUUCACCGACCAUCUUGCCAAAUCCGUUGUUCAAGAGACCGCUCUCCACGCCACCCUGUGCGCCGUCGAUGUUUGGCAACGAUGAGUGUGUGUCGCCCAUCACUCCACCAUCCUUCCACAACCGUGCCAGCUACGGCUCGGGCAAUUCCACCUCCACCACGCUAUCUUCGAGUAAUUCCGAGUUGAACCUUCUGCAAGUGCCGAAUAUGAGUCUCAUGCUGGCGCCAAAUAUGGGUCUCAUGCUGGCGCCAAAUAUGAGUCCGAAUAGCAGCACCAGCAGUGCCACCCUCCCCAUGCUUCACGAGGCGUCUUCGGCCACGAAGGCUGAUAACCACGACUACGCAGACGCCAUGGCCAGCACCAUCUUGGAAAAGGUCAGCCGUAGCGCCAGCGUCUCCGUCCACCAAUCGCAGGUAUCGGUGGACAAUUUCCAUGACGACCGCAAGAGCUACGACCACGACACGUAUCACGGUGAUAUCGUUGCCAUCCAGGAUACCAAUACCGACAACUGGGUGAUUUAGGUACUAUCAGUUUGUGGUACAACUGCCAGAUCUGAUGUGCAAGCUCAAGCCCGGAUGAAUUCGCUAACUCCACUCGGAUUAAUUCGCUUCAGCUCGAGGUAUUUGCUUAGCCGAGUUCACAGCUGAAUGGAUUAUGCAUCCUACAGACAAGCCCCACCGUAAGUUAGUCUCCCAAGUCAAGUGAGAUGGCUUUAAACGGUUGAUUGUAUGCGUAAAUCGAUGAUUGGCAUUUAUACAAAUGUAGUUGAGAGCUAAAAUAGGGAAUGGUAUUGUUCUACGGUCCUUUUGAAGAGGGUUCAAUCUUAGACCUGGAUAUUAAAAUAUACAAUUGGGUCGUAUAGAUAACCAUUAGUUUAGCCAUAUGACCUUAAAAUAUCCCUUCUGCAAGUCACAAGCGACGUAGAGGCUAUCGGCAGCCUCAACUCCUGGAGUCAAUGCAUCUUGUACUAUCAAUCUAGGCCAAAUAGGC